AAGAAAAUUUCACGAUUUUUUGUAUCCCCACCAAAAUUAAGCGUCGAGCCGUACGAGAUCGUUCAUAGCAUAAGGGCCGUGAGGAAACCGCAGUGAUCCGUGUACACCAUCGUCGGAGCCAGAGGAGUUGAAGCUUCGCCUCCAUCUCCGGCUUUCUCGUUCGGUUCAUCGAUUCCAGAAAUCCCACAUUAAACUCAUCGGAGUCGCCAUUUCCAGUCAUAGAUUGAAGAUAUGUCCUCGGAGCCACCUCAAUCAGAACCCUAUAAACCUUACACUCUGUCCCAAACCCUAACCGGCCACAAGCGUGCGAUAUCAUCCGUCAAAUUCUCGGCGGACGGCCGCCUUCUCGGCUCUUCCUCCGCCGAUAAGACCCUUCGCACCUAUGCUUGCUCCAAUUCCACUCUGACCCCACUCCAAGAGUUCCAAGGCCAUGAACAGGGUGUCUCCGACCUUGCUUUCUCCUCUGAUUCUCGUUUUCUUGUAUCGGCCUCCGACGAUAAGACCCUUCGCCUCUGGGAUGUCUCCUCUGGGUCCCUUAUCAAGACCCUUAAUGGCCAUACCAACUACGUUUUCUGUGUUAACUUCAAUCCCCAAUCCAACAUGAUUGUUUCUGGCUCCUUCGACGAGACCGUCCGCAUUUGGGACGUCAAAACCGGCAAGUGUCUUAAGGUUCUUCCGGCCCACUCCGAUCCUGUCACCGGCGUGGAUUUUAAUCGUGACGGCUCGCUGAUUGUUUCUAGCAGCUAUGAUGGAUUAUGUAGAAUUUGGGAUGCCUCUACCGGGCAUUGUGUGAAAACUUUGAUUGAUGAUGAAAAUCCACCUGUUUCUUUCGUCAAGUUCUCGCCCAAUGGGAAAUUUAUUAUUGUUGGGACUUUAGAUAAUACGUUGAGAUUGUGGAACUUCUCUACGGGAAAAUUUCUGAAGACUUAUACGGGCCAUGCUAACUCAAAAUUCUGCAUCUCCUCCACCUUCUCUGUAACAAAUGGGAAGUAUAUCGUUAGUGGUUCGGAAGACAAUUGUGUAUACCUGUGGGAACUGCAGACCAGGCAGAUAGUUCAAAAACUGGAAGGUCACUCUGACCCUGUUAUAUCAGUGUCUUGUCACCCUAGCGAGAACAUGAUUGCUUCUGGAGCACUCGGCAAUGAUAAAACUGUGAAGAUCUGGACCCAGAACCAGAAGAAAGACUAGUUCAUUUGUCAUAGUCCAGGUUUGAAAAUAUAACUGUGCAAUAGUUUUGUUAUUUUUGGGAGCCAGGUUCGGUGGCACACAAUUCUUGUAGCUUAGUUUAAUUUAAGUAGUCUAAAACUGUUGAGAAUGUAACUUUUUAAAAGUUAAGAAUGUGAGUUUUGUUUUCAUUAUCUGUACCUCUGUCCUCUUUGUCACUCUAUCACUUGCAAUCACAGUUUAGAGUCGUUGGUUUGCUGCAUCCCAAGAAUGUAGUAUAAAUAAGAGUUCAGGCUAUGAGUCUGGUAGUGUAUUGUUACUGGAAAUUGUUACAUAAGACAUUAAAUUCUGUUGCACCCCC
Messenger RNA from Momordica charantia (bitter melon), 1525 nucleotides. It is a transcript of the gene WDR5A, whose product is annotated as Transducin/WD40 repeat-like superfamily protein. The record is from RefSeq and is a predicted model, not a curated record. NCBI's taxonomy places the organism in Eukaryota, Viridiplantae, Streptophyta, Magnoliopsida, Cucurbitales, Cucurbitaceae. Gene Ontology annotation, molecular function: histone binding. Gene Ontology annotation, cellular component: Set1C/COMPASS complex.